Closterium sp. NIES-65 is the source of this 240-nucleotide messenger RNA. The record is from the annotation of a GenBank genome assembly. NCBI's taxonomy places the organism in Eukaryota, Viridiplantae, Streptophyta, Zygnematophyceae, Desmidiales, Closteriaceae.
AUGUCCUUUAUAUUGGCCACGAGCCAAAAAGGCAUGUCAUGGAUAAAGGGAAAGCAAGAGCAAAUGCAAAGAGUGAACGAGAGCGAGAUAGAGAGAGAGAAAGAAAGAGAGAGAGAGAGAGAGAGAGAGAGAGAGAGGGAGAGAGAGAGAGAGAGAGAGAGAGAGAGAGAAAGAGAGAGGGAGAGAGGGAGAGAGAGAGUGAGAGGGGAGAGAGAGGCGAACCGCGUCACACAUGGGUGA